AUGAUGGGAAGUUCGAUUUUAUAUGUCUUGGUUUGUAUUCUUUCCAUUUUUUUACAUCAAAUCAAUGGUCAACAAAUGCAACUUAUUGCUGGUCAUGUGUUAUAUAGACAUGGAGAUCGAACACCUGUAACAACAUUCCCAUUGGAUCCAGUAAAAGAAAAGGAUUGGCCAAAUGGUUAUGGUCAAUUAACGAUGGCUGGUAUUGAACAACAACAUCGUCUUGGCGGAUAUCUUCGUAAUCGUUAUGGAUCAUUAUUGAGUCCAAAUUAUACUACAAGUGAAAUUGUUAUUCGUUCUACAGAUGUUGAUCGAACAUUAAUGUCAGCACAAUCAAAUAUAGUCGGUCUUUAUCCAGUAUUUAAUAAGACAGAUGAUAAAGUUCCUAUACAACCAAUUCCAAUUCAUACUGUUUCGAUUAAUUUAGAUUUUUUACUUGGUCAAAAUGAUUGUCCACGAUAUGAUCAACUUGAAGAAGAAGUUAAUGAAAGCGAUGAUGUUAAAAAAAUGAAUCAAUAUUAUGAAUCAUUUUUUAAAAAUCUUCAAGAAUGGACAGGUCUUACAAAUAUCACAGUAUAUAAUGCUUGGGAUGUAGCUGAUACAAUUUUUGUUGAACAUAUUUAUAAUAAAGCUCCAGCAUGGGCAAAUGAUGCUGUUCGACAAAAUCUAUCGGAUGUUAAUGAUCAUGCAUUUCAUUUCCUUUUUGCUAAUAAUGAUACUCAACGAAUUCGAGGAGGUCCAUCGAUACAAGAUAUUUGGUUAAAUAUGAAUAAUUCAAUACAUAAGAAAUCUUUUAAAAAAGUUAAAGUGUAUUCAGCUCAUGAUACAACCGUCAGUGCUGUUCUUGCUUUUCUCGGUAUUAAUUAUCCUCAUCAACCACAAUACGCAUCAGCUUUAUUUAUUGAUCUUUAUCAAAGAAAUACAUCAUAUUUUGUUAAAGUUGAAUAUUUAAAUGUAACAGAUUCGAAUAUAUCUUAUCCAUAUAUAUUAAAUGGUUGUCCAGCAAUUGAAUGUCCAUUUGAUACAUUUACAAGUAUUUAUAAAAAUCGUUUUCCAGCUACUGCUGAUGUUGAAUGUGUGAAAAAGAUGCCACCCAUGCCGGAUGAUGAUAAUGGAAAAUUACUCAUAAUUAUUAUUAUAGUUCUUGUUGGCCUUAUUAUAAUCACAUUUCUAAUGUUUUUAUGUAUGCACUUACGAAAAUCAGAUCGUGAUCCACCUCUUCUAGGUAUCAAUCGUUCAUCACAAAUAACUUAA
This is a messenger RNA of Adineta steineri, 1251 nucleotides long. The record is from the annotation of a GenBank genome assembly. NCBI's taxonomy places the organism in Eukaryota, Metazoa, Rotifera, Eurotatoria, Adinetida, Adinetidae.